CGAAACGAAUUUGAUUUCGUUCAAAAACCAUGAAUUCUCAAACCCAUCUCCUCAAACGAUUCCCUGCACGAGCUCUUCGCAUCCAUCCGUUUUCUUCGACCCCUUUGCCUAAUUCUGUUUCCGAUAUCGAUUCCCAGUUAGUUUCCCUCUGCCAAAAGCUAACUCCGCGAAACGUCAACGACGCGUUUUCUCUCUUUCACACUGCCGUCGCUUCUAAUUCUCUUCCUUCUGGAUUAACCUGCAACUCAUUCAUGGCUGCUCUCACCAGGACCAGAAAUUACGAAAUGGCUUUAUCUGUUUACGGUAAGAUGACUUAUGCAAAUGUUUUUCGGGGUUUCAGAUCACUUUGUUGUUUAAUCGAAUGUUUUCUUUAUACUCGUGAGGUGAAUUUUGCAUUUGGGGUUGUGGGAUUGAUUAUUAAGCAGGGUUAUGUAGUUAGUACGUUUGUUUUCAAUGUUAUGUUCACGGGGUUGUGUCGAAUUGGUGAUGUGGAGAGAGCAAUUGGGUUGUUUCAUCAAAUGAAAAGAUUUUGUGUAUUACCAGAUGUGAUUAGUUAUAAUGUGCUCAUGAAUGGACUCUGCAAGACUGAGAAAUUUGAAGAAGCGCUUCAAUUUCUCGAAGAAAUGGAGGCGGUUUGCCAGCCGAAUAUGGUGACAUAUACGACAAUGGUGGAUGGGCUUUGUAAGGGUGGAAGAUUAGAUAUAGCAGAGGAGUUAUUGGAGAGAAUGAAAAAGAAGGGAUUACAAGGGGAUGUUGUUAUGUAUAGUGCAGUUAUAAGUGGUUUUUGUAGCAAAGGAAAUUUCUCUAGAGGAAAAGAACUUUUCAAUGAGAUGCAAGAGAUGGGAAUUCGUCCUAAUGUAGUUACAUAUAGUUGUUUGAUGCAUGGUUUAUGUAAGGAAGGGCAAUGGGAAGAAGCAAAGGCGAUGCUAAAUCUUAUGACGGAUCGUGGUAUUUGUCCUGAUGUUGUCACUUAUACGUGUUUGAUCGACGGGCUUUGCAAAAAUGGGAGAGCUAAGCAAGCCUUGAAUAUAUUAAAUCUGAUGCUAGAGAAAGGUAAAGAACCUAAUACUGUUACUUAUAAUGUUCUGAUAGAUGGUCUAUGCAAAGGGGGACUAAUAGAGGAGUCUUGUAAAGUCUUGGAUAGGAUGAUAGAGAAGGGGAAGAAGCCUGAUAUUGUUACUUAUAAUACUUUGCUCCUAGGACUCUGCAGGGAUGGGAAGGUUGAUGAAGGAAUUAAACUUUUUAAUUUGACAUUGAAGGAUAACUGCCAUGUUAACCCUGAUGUUGUCACCUUUAAUAUGCUGAUUCAAGGGCUAUGUAAUGAAGGUCGUGUUGAGGAGGCCCUGGAGGUCUAUAAUACAAUGUCUGAACAUGGAAUUUCGGGUAAUUUAAUGACUUUCAACUUUCUAAUUGGAGGCUCUCUUGAAGCAGGAAUGAUCAACAAGGCUAUGGAAAUGUGGAAACAUGUAUUAAACUUGGGAUUUGUUCCUAAUUCAAUUACCUACAGUAUAAUGAUUAAAGGACUUUGUGGCUUGGGUAUGAUUAGCUUCGCUAAAGGACUUUUUGGUAGGAUGAGAAUACAUGGGCCUAGUCCAACUGUGAUUGAUUACAAUACAUUGAUUUCAUCCACGUGCAAGGAAGGUAGCGUAGGACAAGCUAAGAGGUUGUUCCAAGAAAUGAGUAAUGUAAAUCUAGAACCGGAUAUUGUUACAUUCAAUACCAUAAUCGAUGGGUCUCUAAAAUCUGGGGAUUUUUCGUAUUCCAAAGAGCUACUAAUAGACAUUAUUGGAAAAGGCUUAGCUCCAAAUGCUUUGACAUUUUCAACAUUAAUUCAUCGAUUAUCGAAAAUUGGUCAGAUGUGUGAAGCUAAAGUUGUUUUUGAGAAAAUGAUUGCUUGUGGCUUGACUCCAGACGCCUUUGUAUAUGAUUCCUUAAUAAAGGGAUAUAGUUCGAAGGGUGAAACUGAGGAAAUUAUUGGCUUGCUCAACGAUAUGGCCAAAAAGGGUGUCGUUCUUGACCCAGAAGUAACUUGUACAAUCUUAACAUGCCUUUGCCAGAGUUCAGAUCAUCCUGAUAUCUUGGAGUCUGUGCAAAAGUUUUCCCAACCAACGUCAGAUGCAAAACAAAUAACAUGUAGUGAAUUGUUACUUAGACUUGAUAAAUCUCAUUCAGAGCUUAACUUAACUGUUGAAAAUCAUAGUAAAGGCCAAAUUUAAUAUCUUAAGACCAGACAUGGUAUCUUAUCUUCUGUUCUAAGCGAGUCCUUUAUUCUUGCUAUUUCCUAUCCUUGAUCUUGAGGUUCACCUCCCAGAUUCUUUUUCAAGUCAGUCAUUAAGCACAUUUCCUUGUUUUUUUUUUUUUUUUUUUUAAAUACUGAUUUCCUUUACUGUCUUGUAUGUAUAUCAGUUUUCUUUUCGUAACGAUUUAUCCAUUCUCUCUGUGGUCUCACAUGGCUAGUUAAAAUAAAAAUAAAAAUAAAAAUCUCCAGGGAGUUGUGGCUCUAGUUUCGGUUAUAUUUGUUUAUGAUUAAUCAUGUGAAAUUCCUUAAAAAUAUAGUGUAUGACAGAUAGUAAUAUGUUUUUUAAUUGUGGUUAAAUUGCAAUUUAAGUCCUCAUAGUUUGGAGAAAGUUAGAAUUUAGUUCCUAUGGUUUAUAAUUAUUAUCAAACCAUAGGAACUAUUUAUGAGAUUUUAUCAAACCAUAAGGACUAAGUUCUAACUUUUAAAAUCAUAGAGACUAAAUUCUAACUUUUUCAAACCAUUGGGACCAAAUUUGUUAUUAAACCUUUAAUUUUCAAGUGAUUUUGAGAGUAUUUUGCUCGUCGUUGGUUGGUGGUCUUUUUUUUGGUUUCUUCGGUAGUUUUGGGAGUGGGUUUUGUUUUUUUUUACCAGCUAAAGGAGACUUGAAGUUGUUCGAAAGUUUAUCAAUUUGUUGGUUGUAUCUUUUCUUUUUUCUCCUUGUUGUUUGUAUCUCUUAAACAUAUAAUCCUUUUUAUUACAUCAAAGAGAAGUAGUUUCUUGCUUUAGGAAAAGUGAUUUUUAAGAGUAGAGUUGGUGGACUAAUGGGAGCGAGUGUGGUUCAAUGGUUGAUUGCUAUGGCAUUGACGGAGUCGAUCUAUGAUGUGGGGUCUAUAUUUAUAGCAUUUGAAGAGGAUGUUCAGCUCUACUUCUAUCAGCAUUCUUCUUGGGAGAUUUCUGCUGCUUGCCUGAAUAUGAACAUCUCAUGAGAUGAGGCUAUAUUGUGGUAAGUCUCCAUCUGCUUUUCUGAGCAACAUCUGUUGGGCAUGUUCCAAAUCCAGAAAGCAGAAACUGUAAAAGGAAAAGCGGGUUGCUUGUCUGGGAGGAAGCAGCCAGUUUGACUGGGCACAGGUUGAAGCAAUCUCUGGUGUACGUACCUAUGAAUUAUGAUAGAAUUUUAUUCUAACCUCCAGUGUAGCAUGGAAAUGAAUUUAUGCCACGUUUGAGAGUGAUUCUCAUUGUGUCAUCUUCAAAAUUUCUCACAAAAUAUUUUUAAUUAUUUAAAAUCAAUUUUAAUAAUACGAAUAAUACUUUUAAAGGUAUACAAUUAAACAUUGAUUUGAUUUUGAGUAA
This is a messenger RNA of Benincasa hispida (wax gourd), 3589 nucleotides long. Its product is annotated as Tetratricopeptide repeat (TPR)-like superfamily protein. The record is from RefSeq and is a predicted model, not a curated record. Gene Ontology annotation, molecular function: protein binding. NCBI's taxonomy places the organism in Eukaryota, Viridiplantae, Streptophyta, Magnoliopsida, Cucurbitales, Cucurbitaceae.